AUGUUCCACCAGUUGCGAGAGACUUCGUCGAUAAGCAAGGAUGAACUACCACUCCUCGGUAGCUCUCUUCAAACAGGUCAUUUAAUGGAUCAGUUACCCGAAUACCGAUCCGAUCAGAAGCUUUGGGCUUGGCUGCUCCAGGCCUACUAUCCGCAACUUCUGAAGCAAUGGGUCCUUGUCGCCAUUAAAGCCGUUACGCAAUUUGUACCACAGUAUGCGCUCUUUUACUUGCUGCGAGCAUUAGAGGAAAACCCAAUGGAUCGAAAAGUUACUCUUUGUGGCGUCUUAUACGGUCUUAGUCUCGUCACGGAAGUUUGGAUCCGGGAGUUGGUGCAGUGGUUUACCAUGUCCCAAUUCCAAAUUCCUAUGCAAGCUGUGUUGAGCUCACUUGUAUACCGCAAAACUUUAAAGUUGCCCAACUUCAGCGAGGGUCAGCCCGAAAACAGGAAUUCCCAACAGCAAUCUCGCCAAGAUCCACCGAGUUUGACAAAGUCUAUUGACAAUCAUUUACAACUCGAUACUGGCAAAGUUUCGGCCGUCUGCGGCCAGAACAUACUGAUCCCCCAAUCCGUUGUCAAGUUAUUCUUCACCGUGAUAACCUUGGCACAACUGAUUGGAUGGCAAGCUAUAACAUUUAGUAUCCUCUGUACCAUUGUGACUACAGCCCUCAACUUCAAAAUCUCUGCAACCUACUCAAAGUUCUACUAUGGCUUGAUGAAGUAUCGAGACCAAAGGUCCAACUUGCUCUCAGAAGCACUGCAAGGUAUCCGGGACAUUCGUCUUGGAGUAUUUGAAUCCCAGUGGGAGAAGAGACUUCUGGAUAUUCGGCGGGGGGAGAUGGACCAGAUGCAUCGGAGCGCAGUUACCAUGUGUAUCGUCGUCGUCUUGGCCAAUAUCUGCCCUCUAAUACUAGCCAUUCUACCCAUUGCCUUGUAUUCAUACCGAAGCGGGAGGUUGACAGCCUCAAUUGCCUUUACAUCUCUGGGACUACUACAAAAGCUUCAAGCUGACCUUGCUGUCCUGCCGUUAACAUGGUCAUAUCUCUUGGAGGGUUGGGCUAGUUGUGAAAGACUAGAAGCUUUCCUGAAGCUACCAGAGAAACAAAACAUUAUUAUACCAUCAGAAUCCGUCAUUUUUAAAGAUGCGACAGUUUCAUGGCCAUCCAAACCCUUUGGAGGAGCGGGGUCGUCAGCCUUCUCCCUCAACGACUUGUCUUUACAGUUUCCCCGUGGUAAAUUGUCAAUUAUAGCCGGCGGAACCGGAUCAGGCAAAAACCUCGUGUUGAAUGCAAUUUUGGGGGAAGCAGACGUAGUGUCUGGUUUUAUUUAUGCACCUUGUAGCGACGGUCAGGCCGCUACCGUACCGACAUCAUCUCCGGUUGCUAUUGUGUCUCAGCCGACAUGGCUAGAACGAACGUCACUCAAGGAGAACAUCUUAUUUGGCUGUUCUUAUGACUCAGCGAGGUAUUCCGACGUUAUCAAAGCUUGUGCGUUGGAAAAAGAUAUCCGAAAUUUGCCCAAUGCCGAUGGAACUGACGUCGGCCCUACGGGAACGUCAUUGAGCGGAGGGCAACGCUGGAGAGUGUGUUUGGCUAGAGCACUAUAUUCGAAAGCCACCACUAUUUUAAUUGGGGAUAUCCUGUCAGCUAUCGACUCAUCGGUUCGAAAGCAAGUCUUGGAACGGGCAUUGCUUGGCCAACUUGCACAGGGAAGGACGUUGAUCAUGGUCACCCAUCACGUCACCAUGUGCCAACCAUUUGCAAGUUUUGUUAUGCAUCUUUCAAAUCGGCAGGCACUACGCACAGAAACAAAGAGACUCGAAGCCAGCAUGAAGCUAGCACAAGCUGUCACAGCCCUUGAGGGCGCCGAGACUCAACGUGGCUCUGACAAAGAUUCAGUCGGGAAUCAACCAGCCGCGAGUGACACGGCGGCGCACCAACAGAAAUCGACACUUGCUGGCCUUGCAGAAUAUGUACGACAAGGCAGCUUAUCCAGUUGGUCAUGUACAAUAAUCGUCAUUCUCCUAUCAGAGGCCGCGACACACAGCGGGCCGUGGUGGUUGAAGCAUUGGACCGAUGGCCUUGCUACCGACUACGCGCACGACACAGCUGCGCUUGUCGAUGACAGAACCGGGAAACCCCACCGUUCAGGCACUUAUUAUAUCGGAAUAUAUAUUCUGGCUUCAAUUGCGAGUGCCUUGAUGCUCGGUUUUAAGUCUUUUGCUCUGUAUAAUGUCAGUCACAAGGCUUCUCAAAACAUCUUUCGAGGUAUGGUUCGUUCCAUAUUGCAGGCACCCCUGCAUUGGAUUGAAACGUAUCCUCGCGGCGAGAUUCUCAAACGUUUCAGUUCAGACUUGCUAGUCGUUGAUAGGAGAAUAGCGAGCAAUCUUGGUGCUGAGAUUGAGCUCGCAGCCAGACUCAUGUUUGUCAUCACAACUGGCCAGCUUCAUUCCACCUUGACUUCAAACGGUCUGCUUGUUAUUAGAGCAUUUGGAAGGUCGGCCGAUUAUAUCCUUCAUAUGGAUGCUCUUAUUGAUGAUUCGUCCAGAGCAGCUUGGUACGACUGCCUCUGCUCGAGAUGGAUGGAACUGCGCGUGGGCAUUCUAGGCGUCGUUUUCGAAGCAAUGAUUGCACUUGGAGCUGCUUCAGGCCGCAUCAAUUCUGGAUCAGCUGGCUUUGCCUUGAUAGUUGCAAGACAAUUCUCUGGAUCGAUGAGCUUGCUCAUAAAAAAAGCAGUUGUGAUUCAGAACGACGUCAAUGCCGCCAAUCGAAUCGCAGAAUACAACGAGCUGCCAUCCGAGUUUGGAGCUGGCUGCGAGGCUCCUGACAAUUGGCCACAGACGGGUAAAAUUGUCGUCGAUAAUUUUUCCACUGGGUAUCCGAAUCUGCCUCCAGUGCUGAAGAACAUUGACUUUGUUGUGAAUUCACGCCAGCGUGUCGGUAUUGUCGGUCGAACAGGCGCUGGGAAAUCCUCGCUCUCACUAGCCCUAUUUCGAAUCCUUGAAAGUAGACAAGGAAGGAUUAUUGUUGAUGGCAUAGAUAUUUCUACUCUAAGUCUGGUAGAUCUUCGCCAACGGAUGUUCAUUGUUCCCCAGGAUCCAUUCCUCUUUAGCGGAACAGUACGAAGCUACCUCAAUAUGUCUGGUGACCACCCUGAUGAAACACUAAUCAAGACGUUGCGGGAACUUGGACUAGAUCUUCCGCUCAGCAUGUCUCUGGCUACCGGCGGAUCCAACAUCUCACAAGGUCAGAGACAGCUCAUUUGCUUGGCCAGAGCAGUAAUAUCCAAACCGCGAAUUCUAGUGCUCGAUGAAGCCACAAGCGCGGUCGAUAUGGCUACCGACAAUAUCCUACCGCAGCUUCUAAGGAAAGCUUUCUCACAAUGCACAGUCAUAGUCAUUGCUCAUCGUCUGUCAACGGUCAUCGACUUUGAUGAGCUUUUGGUGCUUGAUGGAGGCAGAAUCGUUGAAAGUGGACGACCAAUCCAGUUAUCUCAACAAAGUGGCCCCUUUAGAGAGUUGCUAGAGCACAGUGUGGACAGGCUUGAGCUAUUCAUGCGCUUGGAGCGGAAAACGUAG
Messenger RNA from Metarhizium acridum CQMa 102, 3576 nucleotides. RefSeq lists its product as uncharacterized. Gene Ontology annotation, biological process: transmembrane transport. Lineage: Eukaryota; Fungi; Ascomycota; Sordariomycetes; Hypocreales; Clavicipitaceae. Gene Ontology annotation, cellular component: membrane. The record is from RefSeq and is a predicted model, not a curated record. Gene Ontology annotation, molecular function: ATP binding; ABC-type transporter activity; ATP hydrolysis activity.